Molecule: messenger RNA, 1436 nt
Organism: Oryzias latipes (Japanese medaka)
Lineage: Eukaryota; Metazoa; Chordata; Actinopteri; Beloniformes; Adrianichthyidae
Biological process (GO): G protein-coupled receptor signaling pathway
Cellular component (GO): membrane
Molecular function (GO): G protein-coupled receptor activity
Source: RefSeq, a predicted model, not a curated record
AGAAAAAGUAGUGCUGUUCGAAAAAGCUUGUGGCAGUGAUGUAGGUGCUGCUACAAGAUCCACAAAAAAUGGUGAACUCCAUUGCUCUCCUGGUGCUGCAGUCAUUAACCAGUUGCGUGUUUGUUGUUGUUUUCCUGAAAUCAGGAACUUGUGGGGUGUGCUGAUGGGAAUUAAAGAGACUCUGGUCCACGUGCUCCUGCAGGAGUUUCCUUCAUAAAGUCUGCUGAUAGAAACCUCCUCCUCUGCUGUGCAGACACAGCUGCGCUGCUCCAGUCUCCGCUGCACGCGCUGCACACCAAUCCAAUGUCUAACAAAAGCCACGUUUUGUCUCUCCUGCUUCCCCUGACGAGUUUCGGCAAUGUGUUGAUGUUUCUUUUCAACAUCUUCCUGGCUACAGCGAUCAUCUGUCUGAACGUGUCCGUGUUUGUCUCCAUCCUCCUCAGCAGGGCGCUGCGCGUGGAGAACCGCUUCAUGUACAUGCUGAGCACCUGUCUCAGUGACACCUGCACAGGUGUUUCAUAUUACUACAUUGGCGUGUUUGAUGUGACUGACAGUUCUGACUCCCCCUCCAGAACGUUUUACAUAGCUCCCACCUUUCAGGGCAUCUCCUUCAUAGCCGUCCUGGCUGCUCAGGGUGACCGGUACCACGCAGUGGUCUCACCUUUCAAAUACUUUCAGCGCAUGACCCGAAACAGAACCCUGAUGGUCAUCUGCUCCUACUGGAUCUAUGCUUUCUUCAUCGUCGCUCUGCACAACUUGCUUCCAACUUUGAGUGCCAGGCAAAUCACUAGUUUUGGUGGUUUAGCUGGAAACAUCCUGGCAGUGAUCAUAAUGAUAGGCUUCAACAUCAGACUCUUUAUCAUAGCCACAUACCAACUGGGGAAAGAGGCGCCCUCCGACGAGAAGGACAGCAAGCGCUCCUCUGUGUACCUCAUUCUGGUGGUGGCUGUGUUCUUCAUAGGAACCUGGCUUCCUUUAUUAUGUUGGGCCAUCGUUUGUUUAUUUGCUAACAGCCAGUGCCACACCUUCAAGAACGACGGCACAGAUCCCAUCCGCAUUCUACCCCGAGUAAACGCGGCUGUGACCCCCAUCCUGUACAUCAGAGGCUGCAGCGCGCUCAGAGCCUCGCUCUACUCCACUGUGUGCAGGGCCUGCUGCCAGAGGAGGAGAGCUCAUAGAAGACUUGGUCCGUCCAAACAUCCAGUUCAGCCCUAAGUCCGCCAAGGGCAUAUUGGAGAUCUACAAAGACCUGAGGAGCUGUUUUUAGAUUUCAAUAAGGCAAAGAACAUGAAUGUGCAUAAAAACGGUUUAAAAGCUAAUUAUUAUGUAUCUCUGAAUUAAAUAAAUAGGCCUUUUUAUCAAAUUAAUUUUAGAUUGCAUGCGUACAUUAUUUAGCCUAUUUUGUUCCUUUAUUGCAUUAAAAAGACUGCAACUGA